AUGAUGAACGGAAGUACAGAUAAUCCCAUUGAACAAACUAACUGCUCCCUACACACAUGGUGGCAUGAGGAGAAACUAACGGACUGUCCUGACAAUCUCCGUGAGUCCAUCGACUGGUUGAUCCAGGUUAGGUAUGGGAAUGGUGAGGGUGGUAAGGGUCUUACCAAGUUGUCUCAAGCUUUGAAAAAGUUGAUUGAGGAGGCUAUAAGUAAUGCUUUUUAUAGCCUAUGUCCUGAUGAAAAAGGUACUUCUACCCCUCCCUCUACUCCAUCUCCCUCAUCUGGUGUCUCUCCAUCAUCUCCCUCAUCCACUGGUUGGACUACGAAAAUUAGUGACAAAAUUCAGGAGCUUAAUAAGCAAAAAGAUGAACUUGAAAAGCGUAAAAAUGCCAAUAAUGGUUACCUCACUGAAAAAGAUUCCAAGUCCCUUGACUCCCUUCCUACCCAGGUGGCGUCUCUUGAGACUGUGCAGAAGCUUGCUGAAUUUGCUGAUCAACUUGACACUAAUAAACGUAAUCAUAAUAACAUCCUUAACAACCUCUGUGUCGGCCUCGAGACUUUCCUCGGCUUCAACUCUACUUCCAACGGCUACGACGGCAGUGGGAUUGUGUACUCCGACCUGGACAGGCUGUGUGACGGGGUGAUGGGAUUUUUGAGUGGCGUGCUUGAAGCGGUGAAAAACGAAAAUGAAGUGACAACUUAUGAUAAUAAUCUUCAAACAAACCUUCAAACAGUACUAAAAGAGGUAAAUAAACAAAUUGGCUCCGGGCGUGCUGGGCUUGCGGAGUCUGUCGACGCGGUGAAGGAGUGGUUGGAGGGGUAUGGAGAGGAAGUUGGCAAGAAGACAAAUGCAGUGACAAACUCUAUAACAACGUUAAGCAAUAACUUAAUUGGUGGUUAUACAGAAAUUGUGAAAUCGAAGAAUGUCGAUAACCUGAAAUCUCAGCUGGAAGGUUGGAGGGAUACGGUUGAAACGAUAUCAAAUGAGGUUAGUAGAAUCAAUGAUGAAAGAAUUAGUGAGUUGGAUGACGCACUGAAGAGCAGAAUAAAUAAUGAAAUGAACGUCAUUGUAGGAGCUGCGAAAGCUUUAAAGGCAUCGUCUAUGGAUGGGACGUUGCAGGGUCAGGCAAUAUAUGUGGACGAGGCACUGAAACAACAAGAAAGUGAUAUACGUAAAAAAAUUCAGGAUGGCUGUGAGUGGUUGCGAAAGACCAUGAGAGCUGAGCUUUUCAGCAUGCGCAAGAGUGUCACGGUUUUAGAAGUAAGAAGCAUCAAUCAUAUUAGGGACAUUAAUGAUUGCUUGAAGAAGGCAAGAGAAUCAUUAGACAGUGCAUUGGGAAAUUCCGGUAGCACACGAAAUGAAAUUCAUAAUAUGUUCACAAAGAUCAAAGAUUCAUUAAAGGACGUCGAUCCUGCAAAAAGUCGCAGUAAGCAGUCUGAGUUACGAGAUCAAGUUCAGAUGAUCAAACUGGCGGUUGAAAAUGUUGAUGAUACAAUGCAUAAGCAUGUUCACGAGAUAUACAAGUGGAUGAAAGACACCAAUAAGAUUAUUGAUGACGUAAAACGAACAGACCUGCAAAGUCUUUUCGAUGAAGUUGAUAAUCCGAAUAAGUGUGAGAGAAAGAAAGCAAUUGACGACGCUGCAGAGCAGAUUGAGAAAAAAACAGGUACAUUCAAUGAGCAAUUUAUGGCGGUAAAAGGACGACUAGAUGAAGAGAUCGCCAAAGUGAAAGGGGCAGAUGGGCUGACUGGGCCCUUAAAACAACUUAGCGAGCUACACAACAAAAUUAACGUACCGAAUGAUGCGAGUGAAUUUCAAAAAGAUGCUUGGCAAUUAGAUAGUCGGGCCCUUAAAAACACGCUUAAGAGUAAUGUUACAAAUUACAUUAUGGGUUAUGUGGAAAAAGUUCGAAGAAAAGUUGGAAGUAUAAAAGGCCUCUCGAACGAUGUGGGCCUACAAGGAAUGAAGAAAAACGUUUGGCAGUAUGCUCAGAAAUUCAGCAACAAGAACGAUUUCACGAAUACGGUAUUGAAUGAUUGGAUUGCAGAUAUUUUGAAACACAAUGCUGAAGUCAUGCGACUUCUUAAGAAGUAUGUGGAGGAUGAGAAGCAAAGUGGCACAGCCAGAAAUAAAUUAAAAAGCAGUAACCUGGAGCAUCUAAUCAGCGGAGAGGAUUCAGCACUGCAUAAGCCAAUUAAAGAUACAAUUACUAAACACCUUCAGGCGUAUGCCUACGGCGGGCAUGAAUUGACAUUUCCAGGUAGAACAACGCAAAAUAUUGUGGGAGAUUUGCAAGCUGUUAGGAGUAUAUGUGAAGCCUUUGCUAAAAGCCUUAAUGCUAAUAUUGAAAACGGCGUUGGUAGCGUUGCGAAUGACAUUGUCCGGGCGAUAGACACACCUGGGACGUGGGGAAUUAGCAGCUCUGAUACAUUCCCCAAUUUCUAUCUCAAUCGCGCCGUCGAGCAAACACUGGUGGCUCUUUCGUCCGCCGCUAGUGAAGCAGCAAACGAGCUAGGAGCGAUACUCCAAAAGUGCAAUAUUGGCAACGUGGACGUCGCUUUGCAGACAACGGAAGAUCUAUUAGUAGAUCUCCAUAAAGCUUUACAACGCGGUGCUGCAGCCCACGUUGGAGCUUCAUUGCAUUCCGUUGGAAAGGAUGCUGAAAUUGACGACAAGCUUGAUGAUGCAAUUGCAACGGAGGUUGAGAGAUCGGAAGUUCAAUCCCAACUUGGAGAACUCCUCCAAAACGCUGUCAAGAAAGGUAUUGCGGUGCUGAACGAUAGGAUACAGAAUGAAGUUGUUAGCAAACUUAACAGCGUCGACGGUGCUGUUGGCAAUUCUAUCUUGGAUGCUUCCGCUGCUCGACAAGCAAUCUUAGGUGGAGCUGAGCUGGUAAGGACCAAACUUGCUGAAUUGUGUAGAACGAUUAGGGAAGCCGGUAAAACUGUUCAGCUGCAGUUCGAUCAUUUGAAAAAUGAUAAGAUCGAGAAUGAACUUGCUGAAAUCAAGAGCAGCAUCGCAUCGCUACGAAGCACCAAUGUGACACGCGUCACCACUAAUAUCCAAGUCGUUCUUACCAAAAUUGAGGAGCUCGACAAAGUGCCUGGAGCGGUUGACAAAUGUCGUGAUGACGCGGAAAGGCUUAUGCAUCAGCUGUACAAUGAUCUCUUCGACAAACUCAAUACAAUUGGCGUUACCGCUGCUAAAGCUGAUGACUCUAUAAAUGAGGCUAUACAAGCCGUCCUAGUCACCCUGGAAACGUCACUUAGGACAUUGGAUAGCGACAUAGAAACACUCAAAACCCAACUUAUUGAACAAGUCACAUCAUCAUUCGCCAUCCUCACUGGAGGUGUUCGAAAGCUGUUCACUGCCGAACGGCAUGCUGAUCUGCGAGGUUUGGAAAUGCUAGUAGAAACGCAGCAUUUGGAGAUCCAGAAGAUAAUUGACAAUGACAAAGCUACCGGAUUGAAAGGAAUGCUGAAGACGUUGAGUGGUGUUCCCGCCAAUUUCAAAGGCUCUGUGUCCGACAAAAAUAAUCUGCUCAGUCAGCUUGAAAAAGCUGUGCCUAAGAAAGACCCGCCAACUAAGGGGGAUUUCACUGCGCUUGUGCAACACGUCCGUGCCUAUCUCACUCCUCUCGUAGUCUACAAUAAAGACGAAAUCAAAAGACUUCUCGCUUCCCCUUCUCCCUCCGCCGACUACUCCCCUCAACUCAAGUCCAUUUUCGACAAACUCGUCGAACUUCUUAAUCACCUCGAAAAAGACAAGUUAUAUAACUACGACCAUAAUUUUGUCAAUUCACUCACCUCCCUCAACUCUCUUUCCGGCCUCUCAGCCUUCACCGAGCAACUCGGCCACGCGUACGUGAACAGGUACUCUGGUCAAAAAUACACUGCGUUAACUGUUACUAAAACCGUUAAGGAGCCUUCAAAAACAGGUGAAUCCGGUAGUAAAGUCACCACCAAAACUGUUACCGAUUUAACCCCUGAGGGCCGCAACUGCGCCAAGGUCUGCCUGACGAUAGUGGAGAUGGUGAGUGAGGACCUCAAGUAUUUGAGGGAGCAAUGUGAUUCGAAAUGGUCUACAAGUAGAAUAUGUUCGAGUAGAAGUCUCGGUGCUUUUAUGCAGAAAUGCGGUUACCGUGUUGCAAUUAAGGACGCCGAACAGAACGGUGAGCUGCAGAAUAAGGGUACAAUGACGGGCCUCGAAAUUCAUAGAAAACUGGUUGGAGAUAGCCAUACAUAUGUUUACAACAAGGGUAAAGAUACCAAAAACGCGCUAGAAAAUUUUCACAGCUACCUCAACCUUUAUUACGAUGUCUGCCACAUCGCCGCUUCCUUGUCGACUCGACGCCCAUGUUCCAUCUCGGAAAUUCUGAUUUGGCUUACGAGUCUCCGUCACAAUCCCGUAUAUUUCAACUUGAUAACAGACAGUUUCAGUGAUUUGUUUGACAAGCGUGAGAAGAAGAAGGCUGCUGUUGCUGACGACGAUUUCAUUGAAGUCGAAGACUUCACUGAACUAUCCUUGGCAGCCUACCCACAGAACCUCACGCCUAGUGAUCUACAUGACGCAGUUAUGCACGUCACGUCACUCGCUCCAGUCAUACUGACUACCAUCGUCGGUUUCGGUGAUGAGUACACAACCUACGCCGUUGACUACCACAGUAACGCCGCUGGAUUUGCCAUCCCCUCAUCGCCUUCGUCAUGUCUCAGCAUGUUGCUUGAGUUGAUGCGUCGACUGUUCCCCGUGUUCAGAUUCCUGCACAGCCGCUGUAGCAACCUGGCAUCGGAGUACGGUUGGUAUCAUUGCGCCUAUGGCAGCGACGUCGAGUCCGCCGGUUGGCAAUGCAAGGACCACUCGAAAACUGAUGUCGACUGCCGUCCCAGAUCACCGCUCAUGUCAUAUCUCCGUGACUCCCUUCCCGGCCACUUGCCUCACCAACUGACCAGCGUUGACUGUAAAUCGGAAUGUAAGACGUGCCCCAAAUCUACACCCGGGAUGCCAUGUAUCACUCCACUUGGGUUCAAGGGUUUCUCGGGAAGCAAAAGGACAGGUAAAGACAUAAGCAACGUGCUAACCAAAUUCUUCGACAAAGGCGUCGCUUCAUGCCUGCUUUCCCUGUCGCCCAGACCCCCAAGCAGCUUGCCGGAACACUAUGCGUUCGCGUUGUCCUUUGUGAAAGGAUGGUCGCAUAAUGGCGGUAAUGGACUGCAAGAUGCCAUCAACAAAUCCAUUAAAAGCGUGUCUAUGGAGCUACGUGAAUCGCCAAACGAGGUAACUGAUGCGCUACGCAAUGCUUACGGUGAUGCACGGGGUACUCAUAAUACUGGCCGUCAUCCCGAACCUAAAAACGCUGCUGUAUCAAGCUUGUCAAUCAGUACUAGAUGCAGAGGCGCAAAUCACUGCGGGCCUUAUCUGUCCACUCUUUACUCGGACACAUAUCCUUACUUCGGCAACAAACACUGCAACGCAUACAUGUCGUGGUCUGUUUAUUUGCCGUGGACGUUUUGGCAGCAACUCAACAGUUUGUAUGACGCAUUCUUACAGAUAUUCUGCCAAGACUGGGGAUGCACUGGCUGCUUGAGAGGAGACACCUGCAAAAAAGGGGCGCACGGUAUGCUCAACCCAGACGUCCCUGGCGACGGAUGCAAAUGCCAGUCGAUCGUUGGAUGCAAGGGAGUUGGUCCUACAUUAUACCAAUAUGGUUUCACAUUCCAAGAUGUACAUUGUCUGAUAUCCAACGAAACGAAAUGCUUUAACCUGCGCAAUCAGUUGUGUAGUGUCCUUAACUCGCAGUACUUCAAAGACCUCUUCGAAAAAUGUGAUGAGUUCCUCUGGAUCAUCAGGCAACCCUUUUCCUACCUGGUCCUCACCCUCUGGCUCCUCUCUGUGUUGUACCUCAUCCACAUCAUGGUCAUCCGCCUCGACCUGCUCCACAUCAAAUCGCAUUUACAUAGUCCGUCAAGUCAUAGGAUUGCCGCUCAAUCACUGCUCGCUGCUGCACGUGUUAACAAGCUUAACAGAGUGUUUUACCUGCAACCUUGA
This is a messenger RNA of Babesia bigemina, 6045 nucleotides long. RefSeq lists its product as hypothetical. Lineage: Eukaryota; Apicomplexa; Aconoidasida; Piroplasmida; Babesiidae. The record is from RefSeq and is a predicted model, not a curated record. Gene Ontology annotation, molecular function: metal ion binding. The transcript has 3 exons. Bases 1 to 6045 code for a protein of 2014 amino acids.